AAGAGAGACAUACAGCUUGGUGAGACAGGCAGAGAGAGUCCGGAGAAAGGGAGAGGAAAGACUGAGUUUGAAGUCUGGGAGGUUUGAGUUGAGGAUGGACAUGACACAUAGAAGAGACUACAAACAAAAGACUCUAAAUACCUGGAAAAAAUAAACUCGUUUCAAGUAAGGAAUUAUCCUGUUUUCAGAGACGCAAAAAGGACAUUUAACUAGUUGUUUUUCCAGUUUUUCUUUUUUUUUUCUAUUUUGACUUGAAUUUUCCAGAGGGAAAUUUUUUCUACCCUGAAGACCGCAAAGAUAAAAGAGAAGGAUAUUUUCUUAAAAUCUACCUUUUUAAAUAGUGAAGCUAAACUCAAAUUUUCUACCUCAGCCUCAGGAUUAUGGUGGUGUUUGCUCUGUCUGAGGAUCUGAAGGAGGAUCAAAAUGCUGAAAUGUAAAGCUCAUAGUUAUCUCUGCUCCCUGUGGUUCACCUCACUGCUGCUGCUGCUCCAGGAUGUGAGCAGCGCAGCUCCCACAGAAGACCAGUCUGUCCCAUGUAGCAUCUCUGUAUCUGAACCAGUAUCCAGCCUGGACUCCAUAUCACUGACUGUGAACACACCUGGCCAGGACUGCUCCUUCAUCGUGGUGUCUCUGGACGCCGGAGCAGACAACGCUGAAUGUAGUAAAAUAAGAAGAGGAGAUGAGGAGUUAGAGACUAAUGAGAUCGUAGGCAGGGAGCGAGGAGAAGAGGAGGAGGAGGAGGAGGAGGAGGAGGAGGAGAAGGAGGAGGAGGAGGAGGAGGAGGAGGAGGAGGAGAUAGGAGGUAACUAUCUGGGAAGCAACCAGCUAGGAGUCGAGGACGGCAGGAAUAAGGGUGUAGAAGAAGUUUUCACCUGUGUGUUGGAUCACCUGGAGCCUGGGACCGCCUACCUGCUGCAGGUUCAAUCCCAGAAGGACGAGGAAACGGCAAACCUCACCCUGCACACCAGGCCGUUAGCAGUGAGUGACCUGGCACUGACCUCCAGGACUUGCUGCAGCCUAGGUCUCUCCUGGCAGGCCAGCCCCGGCAGGACGCAGCGCUUCAGGCUGCAGCUGUGGGAACGACCUCAGAGUCCGGAUCACUCUGGUCUGCUGAAGAACGACACGUUGGAGAGCACGACGACACAACACACGCUCGUCGGCCUGACGCCGGGACGACUGUACAACGUUACCGUGGUGACGGAGGCGGGCGAUCUGCAGAACAGCAGGACGAUGGAGGCCCAGACAGUUCCCUCUCCUGUUUCCAACCUCACCGCUGACUGUAGCAACAGCACGAGCCUCUUGUUGUCAUGGAAACAGCCCAAAGGCGACCUGGACGCGCUCAUCGUCGCCCUCUCGACCAAUGGCACGAGUCGCUGGGAGACGACGCUUCCUCCUGACGCCACAGAGGUCGUCGUCGAUCACCUGACUCCCGGCUCGACCUAUCAGCUGGCAGUAACGUCCAGGAGUGGCGAGCUGACGAGCCAAUCGGAAAUCACCGCCAGCACAGCUCCAGCAGCGGCGUCCCUCCUCUCCCUGUCUCCCUCCUCCGGGGGCCUCCUCCUGUCUUGGACGCCCCCCUCUGGCCACUGGGAGAGCUACAGGCUGUUCCUGUUUGACGGCUCCCAGCAGUUAGUCAGUACCACUCUGGACCGGGAGGAGGUGAAGUUCGUCUUCCCUGGGACGGUUCUAACGCCCGGGAGGACGUACAGAGCCGUGCUGAGGGUGGAGAGCGGAGGAUUGACGGCUGAGAGCAGCUGUGAAGGAUCAACAGUUCCCGCUCCCGUGCUGGACCUCCACGUCCGACACUCGGACGAGACCUCGCUCAGUGCCAUGUGGAGCCACGCCCCCUCCGGGUCACGUGACAGCUACUUCCUCACCAUUCGCCACGAUAAUGUCACUGUGGAUACCAGGGAGGUGCAGCCGGACAUGAGGGAGUGCACGUUCAACGUGCUCACGCCUGGGACACGGUACACCAUCACCGUGACAACCAGGAGUGGGAAACUGAACACCUCUGUGUCACUGGAGGGAAGGACAGUUCCCAUGGCGUUGAGCACCAUCAAUCUGAGUAGCUCAGGGGUCGACAGUCUCCAGGCAUCAUGGGAAAAACCGCCAGGACAAGUGGACUCGUACGCACUGACCCUGCUGCAAGACAGUGUCGUGGUUCAGAACUUCAGUGUCCCCGUUGGUUCCUCGUCCCGGCUGCUGGCUGGCUUAACGCCUGGCGCCCUCUACAGGCUGCAGGCCGCCACCGUCAGCGGGGGGCUGCAGUCUAAAACCACCAGCCUGGAGGGGCGCACAGCCCCAGCAUCCGUCUCCGAGGUAACGGUUUCUAACGGCGGCAGGUCUGAUGCUCUGCAGGUGUCGUGGCGUCCGGCGGUGGGCGUGGUGGACAGUUACCUGGUUCGUCUCCAGGACGGGAGCGGAACAGUCCACACGCUCGCCGUGUCGCGCUCCUCGCUGCCCGAGUGCUCCUUCAGCUCACUGGUCGCCGGGCGACUGUACUCUGUCGUCAUAGUAACGAGGAGCGGCAGCCUGGAGAACGCCACCACGGUUCAAGAACGAACACAACCUGCCACUGUGCAAAACCCAACAGCUGUUCACUCUGCAAGGGAUGACUUCCUCAAGGUGUACUGGCGUCCUGCAGCAGGACAUCUGGACCAUUACGUGGUUCUGAUCCGUUACAACCACAGCGUCCUGCAGAACAAGAGCGUCUUGGCCGGACACAACGAGUGCGUCUUCUCAUCUCUGACGCCGGGGAGACUCUACACCGUCACCGUGGAAACCUGGAGCGGAGGCUACGUCAGCAGCGUCUCCACCGACGGACGCACCUUUCCAGCUGCUGUGGGAAAUCUGUCGCUAGGCAACGCGGGAACAGGUGAUCUGAAUGUCACCUGGAGCCCCGCCACUGGAGACGUGGACCAUUACGAGGUCACUCUGCUCUUCAACGACACCCGGGUUUUCCCUCCAGUCACGUUGGGCAGCAAAGUGGGGCAUCUCCGGCUGACCUCUCUGACCCCUGGGCGUCUUUAUAAGAUCGUGGUGUCGACGUUCAGCGGACCAAACCAGAGACCCCAGUUCAUUGAGGGACGGACAGUUCCCAGUCCAGUAGGGAACCUCCACAUGGCUCCUCGACCUGGUCUGAAGGACUCUGUUGGUGGGCUCCUGGUCUCCUGGACACCCGGAGACGGAGACCUGGACAUGUACAUCGUCUCCCUGUCCACCACGGGCGGUGUCGUCGAGACGCGUCCCGUCCCCAAACACGUCUCCUCCCUGGACUUUCUGGAUCUGAUCCCAGGCCAUACCUAUACCAUCACCGUCCAAUCACUGAGCGGGAAGCUGACCAACACCAACACGGCCACCGGCAGGACAGCUCCAGCCAGUGUCACGGCCCUGCAGGCGGACAAUGACCACACCACCCACAGCCUCACCGUCACCUGGGAGAGGCCGGUGGGCGUUUACGACGGCUACAGUCUGCAGUUGGAGGACGAGGCCGGCGCCAUCGUGGCCGAUCGGUCGGUGUCCGCGGAGAGUCGAAGCGAGCGGCUGGAGGGUCUGACCUCGGGGAAACGUUAUCGUGUGAGGGUGGCGACGCUGAGCGGUGGAGUGAGGUCUCUGGAGGCCACAGCGGAGGGACAAACCCGUCCGGCUGCAGUCAGCAAUCUGACGGUCACUUCGGCCAACACCUCCUCCCUCUCCUUCUCCUGGCGUCCUUCAGACGGCCGCGUCGAAAUCUAUGACCUGUCGCUCUACAGCGUCGCCGAGGCAACAGCCAGUCACAGACAGGAGCAUCACCAGGCCGUAGGUGAGCUGGUGGACCUGCAGAAAGUGGGUUCAGCCGCAGACACCUGUGUGUUCUCGGGCCUGAGAGCGGGAAGUUUGUACAGGCUGCAGGUGGUGAGCUGGAGCCGGGGCAUGAACAGCGACUCCUCUGUGCUCGCCAGAACUGUCCCGUCUCCGGUUUCGUCUCUUCAGGUCCAGAGUUCAGGACGGACGGACAGACUGACAGUCAGCUGGCAGCACGGAGAGGGAAGCUGGAGCAGCUAUCAGGUGGUACUGUACGACGUUUCUGGAGCCACUCUGGGGGCACCCACGCUGGGGGCGGAGCACAGGAGUCACAUGUUCCCAGGGCUGAUCCCUGGUAGGCUGUACCGUGCGGAGGUCAUCACACACAGCGGGGAGCUGACCAAUAACAUCUCAGCUUUCGGACGCACCUCUCCAGAACCACCCACCCACCUGUCCGUCAAACAAGGACCAACCAAUGAGACGAUACAGCUGUUGUGGUCUGGUCCCGCCUCCGGGGACUACAACAACUUCAGCCUUGAGUGGACUCCCCCUGAUCACCUGUCAAUCACACAGACUCACCUGACCGGGUGCGUGGUGAGCGGGAUGUUUCCGGGGCGACAGUAUAACUUCACCGUGACGACCGUCAGCGGGGACGGGGCCGGAGGCGGGCCCACAGUCAGGAGCCACCCAAUCCAGAGGAGCGUCAGGACAAGUCCGUCUCCUCUGAAGUCCAUCCACUGCUUCCCCCGCUCGUCCUCCUCCCUCUCCUGCUCCUGGUCGCCUCCGCUCUCCGACUUCGACUCCUACGAGGUCGAGUGUCGUCGCCACGACGACGGGGAGCUGACCUCGGCGCUGCGGCUGGCCGGGGGCGUCACUGCGGUAACGCUGGACCGCCUGGAGGCUUACAGGAAGUACUCGGUGACGGUCAGAGUGUCUUCGGUCGGACAGACGAGUCCACCGGCAACACAAACCACCGUCACCAUGAUAGACCGUCCUCCGGUCCCGCCCCCCAGCGUACGCGUCAGCGAGAGGUCGUCGAAGGUCACCUCGUCCUCCAUCUUGUUCCGCUUCAACUGCUCCUGGUUCAGCGACGCCAACGGAGCCGUUCGAUACUUCGCUGUGAUCGUGGCCGAGUCUGACGCCACCGAGCCCCUGCAGCCGGAGCAGCGCCACCCUCUGCCCUCCUACCGCGACUACAUCAGCAACUCCUCCGUCCGAGUCUAUCAGACCGCGUACUUCCCCAGCCGCUGUCCGCAGGACACCGACACCUCUGCUGGACAGGUGGUGGAGGUGAACCUGGGGGCAGGAGGGGACCGACUGGGCGGGGCCUGUGACCAUUACCACGACGACGACCUCUACCGGAGCGACAGCUACGGCGGCUUCUGCGACGGGCCGCUGAAAGCCAAAACAUCCUACAGGCUGAGUGUUCGAGCUUUCACCAGACUCUUUGAUGAAAACCACAGCGAGUUUCCUCAGCCGCUCUUCACAGACACUUACCUGUCCACACCGCUACGGACACACGCAGAGCCUCUAGGUGGCGUGGUGGAGGGUUUGAGUGCCGGGAUGUUUCUGAUCGGUAUGAUGGUGGCCGUCGUCUCUCUGCUGGCUUACAGGCAGCGGCUGCGCAAAGUGGCGGUGCAGGAGAACCCGGUGGUGAGGAUGAGCAUUUGGAAAGAGGUCCCAGUCUCAGGAAUAUAUAUGGGCGUCAGGAGUAAUCGUCGGGUCACCAGUCCGAUCAAAGCCUGUCACUUCGAGUCCCAUCUGACCAAGCUGCAGGCCGACUCCAACUACCUGCUGUCUGAGGAGUUUGAGGAUCUGAAGGACGUGGGCCGCAACCAGACCAUGGAUAUCGCCCGGGUGCCAGAAAACCGAGGAAAGAACCGCUACAACAACAUCCUGCCAUAUGAUUCUACCAGAGUGAAGCUGUCGUACCUGGAGGACGACCCCUGCUCCGACUACAUCAACGCCAGCUACAUACCUGGCAAUAACUACCGCAGGGAGUACAUCGCCACGCAGGGCCCGCUGCCCGGCACCAAGGAUGAUUUCUGGCGGAUGGUGUGGGAGCACGGCGUCUACAACGUGGUCAUGGUGACGCAGGGUGUGGAGAAAGGACGGGUGAAGUGUGACCAGUACUGGCCUACAGACAGAGAGCCUCUGUACUAUGGGGACCUGGUCAUUCAGAUGCUGUCGGAGUCCGUCCUGCCGGAGUGGACCAUCCGAGAGUUCAAGAUCAUCUCGGAGAGCAGCUGCAGCUACCCCCGGAUGCUGCGUCACUUCCACUACACCGUGUGGCCCGAUCAUGGAGUCCCGGAGAGCACCCAGUCCCUGAUCCAGUUCGUGAGGACGGUCCGGGACUACAUGGACCGAUCGCCGAGUACUGGAGCCACCGUCGUACACUGCAGUGCUGGUGUCGGGCGCACAGGGACGUUCAUCGCCUUGGAUCGGGUUCUGCAGCAGUUGGACUCUAAAGGAACCGUCGACCUGUACGGCUGCGUGUUCGACCUCCGCCUGCACCGCCAGCACAUGGUCCAGACCGAGUGCCAGUAUGCCUUCCUGCACCAGUGUGUACGGGACGUCCUGAGAGCCAGGAAGCAUCGCAGCGAACAGGAGAAUCCUCUCUACCCCAUCUAUGAAAACUUCAACCCCGAGUACUGCCGCGAUUUCAUGUACACCGGACGCUAAACGGACCACCACAUCCGCCCGAUGAAGAGAGGGGAAACCUUUCUGCGUUUUCUCGCUCUGACGUUACCUUCACACCGGACAAAACAGGGAACAAUCUGUAAUGUAAAGAGUAAGCAAGUGAAGAAAACACAAAAUGAUACGUGAUGCUCGUCAAUUUUUACUGUGUAUCACUGCUUUCACAUCAACUUCUUGACCUCUGGAAGUCUGCUGGCACCAGAACUACAGCAAAUCGAUUGGAUCUUAAAUGUUUGCUAGGGUUACAGAGAAGCUUGUUGAUUAGCCACAUUCUAGUCGUAUUUUUGCCUAAAAACCUGCCAGAACCAUGUGGAAUAUUGUGGUUAACGAGUUUUCUGAAGCGUCGUAGGUGGAGAUGGGGUUCGAAAGUAUUUUAUUAAUCUGAAUCCUUUUGAGGAGUUUCCUUGGUGGGGCAUUAAGACGGCUGUACUGUUUUUAGUGCUGCAGCUGCAGAAGUAAAAACAACACAGUGAAAAAAGCAGGUUGCGUCGCCUUCUCACGUCAGCAAAAGUAACGCAAGGUUUUACCGUAACACAUUUUUAAACAAAGGACUGGUUGUUCCCCCUAAUUGGAACGUUGAAUCCGGGUCCGCCGCGUUUGUUGUCAACAGCGUCGCCAGUCUUUGCUUUUCUCUGCCGGUGUCGGAGAGAGAGAGAGAGAGAGAGAGACGGGCAGAACGAGACUGAGAGAUUCGGUAAGGAAACCGGUCGGCCGCUGAGCUCAACAAAUCCGGGUGUUUUACCACCUCGGAACCAGAUCCGACAUAGGAACCCAUCCCCAGUCGAAAAGGAAACUCGGGUCGAUCUCAGGUCGUUGGUGUUAAAGGUGAUUUAUUAAAAAGGUGACGGCUCACUAGCUGUCCUCGAUAUAGACUCAUCACAGGGAAGGAAAGAGCCAUCUAUUUUUUAUACCCUCUAUUAUUACUGUAUGUUGUCACUCACUGCUCCAUAUAAGCUGUUUAUUUAAAAGGUUACACACAUUGCUGUAUGUAAAUAUUGAUGUAAUACUCUUUUUUUUUUUUUUUUCAUACGACAAUGAAUAUAUACUUUGUGUUGACAAUUUUAAUGCUGGGUAGUAUUUAGAUAUUUCCAUCGUUUCAGUAGCUGCAAGCAAUUAUAACCUGCUGUAUUCAGACUUACUGCUUUUCAAUACUUUGACUACGGUGGCCUACGUUUAAACCUUUUUUUUUGGGUCUAAAGUUAACGAGUAAUAUGAAAGCAGAAGUCUGAAUACAAAAAGAAUUGCCCCUUUUUUCCCUGUUUUUAAAACGCAUUACUAAUUGACUGGAGUUCAGUUGUAAACUUACUUUUUUGGACAAAAAUAUUUGCUAAGUUGUUAAAAAUCUGAGAAAUGUGACUUUUUUUUUUGUUUUUGUUUGAUUUUUCUUUUGAAAUUCGAGCAGUAUUAAAUAUUUGAAAAUCCCUCCUGGUGUUUUGACUUGACUGCUGGAGGCUUUUAAAUGAUUUCUGCUCACACAGGAUGUGUUUUUAUUGAUUUAUUUUUUAUUUUUUUGUAAAGGACAUAAUGAUAAUUGGUUUUGAAUUUCUGGAAAAUAAUACAGGGCUGGGCUAUAAUUCAAUUAUUUUCUUUCAGCAGAAACUAUUAUUAUUUACUAGUAUUUAGUAGUCUAACAAUUAGCCAUUAAAGAUUUUGAUUACACAUUUUUUCUGAUGCAAUACUUAAUACCACAUGGAUUAUUUUAUGUAUGAUUUUGCAUACAUCUGUUAUAUAAUGAUAUCGAUUUAGGCCAUAUCACCCAGCCCUGAGAGAAUGUAUGAAGCGGUUUUUAGAACUUGCUCUUCCACUGCUGUCAGAUCACUGUAACCUGGAUUAUAAAGUGCUAAUUAAAAGUAGCUGCCAAACUGUU
This is a messenger RNA of Xiphias gladius (swordfish), 8347 nucleotides long. Its product is annotated as receptor-type tyrosine-protein phosphatase beta-like. The transcript has 40 exons. Gene Ontology annotation, biological process: protein dephosphorylation. NCBI's taxonomy places the organism in Eukaryota, Metazoa, Chordata, Actinopteri, Istiophoriformes, Xiphiidae. Gene Ontology annotation, molecular function: protein binding; protein tyrosine phosphatase activity. The record is from RefSeq and is a predicted model, not a curated record. Bases 424 to 6465 code for a protein of 2013 amino acids.